CGCUGUGGCUCCGGGGUUCGUAGUUCAAGGGUCAGCGCAGCCCAGGGCCUAGCUCAGGCCUGUCUGGCGCUGGAUUUAACCCUCAGGUGGCUGCGGCUGCUGCUCCAGGCCCUCCAGCCCUUGCCUGCCAUAGGAGCCCAGAGCUAGUUGGACCUGUGCCUUGGCACUGCCUGUGAAUAGUGCAGAGACCUGGGCACCCUCUCACCCUGCCGAUGGAGAGACGAGUAACCAAGAGCCACCCCAGGGAGCAGGGCUGGAGAGUGGGAGCCAGGGUGCAGGGCUGAGGCUCUGCGCUGGUCCCCUAUUGCUGCCUGUGUGCUGGGCGUUUACUUGGGCAGCCAGUGGACUGAACGCACCCCAGUGGUGCAAGAAGUGGCAUCUGCCAGAGGACGACACAAAUGAUGGCUGAUAACCAAGCUAUAGGUCUGAGUCCAUGCACCACACCUCGAACUAUGUGUGUGUUGGGCAUAGAUCUGGGCACUACCUCAGUUAAGGCUGCCUUGGUAAUAGAGACAGAGCAAGGGCAAAUUGUGACCCAGAGCUGUUCAAGGGAGACACAGGCGCAGGCUGAUAGCCCGGCUGCUGGAGCACAGGGGAUGGAGCAAGAUGUCCAGAAAAUAAUUAAAGCCUUGAAUGAAUGCCUUGCGGCUUUUCCCCAGGAGCACCUUCAAAGGGUUAGUCGCAUUGGUAUUUCAGGACAAAUGCAUGGGGUUGUGUUUUGGAAAACAAACCAAGGUUGCAAAUGGGCCAAGAGUGGAACUGGUCACACCUUUCAGCCUGGAGAAGUCAGUCAUCUGAUUACGUGGCAAGAUGGCCGCUGCAGCAGCAGUUUCCUGUCUUCUCUUCCUCAACCACAGUCACAUCUCAGCUUGGCUACAGGAUUUGGAUGUGCCACAAUCUACUGGUAUUUGAAGAACAGCCCAGAUUGUCUGAAGCCUUAUGAUGCAGCUGGUACCAUCCACGACUAUGUGGUUGCCAUGUUGUGUGACCUGGAAAGGCCAUUGAUGUCCGUCCAGAAUGCUGCCAGCUGGGGAUAUUUUAAUUCCAGAAGUAAAAGCUGGAAUACUGAGAUUUUGAGAGAAUCUGGCUUUCCCCUUGACUUGCUUCCUGAAGUGGGUGACCCUGGUGACAUUGCAGGAAGGAUGCCCCAUGACUGGCAUGGAAUACCAAAGGGAACGGAAGUCGGAAUUGCUCUGGGAGAUUUUCAGUGCUCUGUUUAUUCUUGUAUGACUGAGAGGACUGAUGCAGUUCUCAAUAUCAGCACCUCUGCUCAGCUGACAGUCCCCAUGCCCUUGGGAUUCCAGCCUCCAGAGACACCAGAUUCCUUGUCAGCUGUUGCCUAUUUUCCUUAUUUUGAUGGUAACUAUCUGGCAGUGGCAGCAUCACUCAACGGAGGAAAUGUGCUGGCAACAUUUGUGGAUAUGUUGGCACGCUGGAUGGCGGAGUUGGGGUAUGAAGUUCUAGAGUCCAAUGUCUAUACACAAAUGAUCAAUGCAGCCUUGGCCCAAAAUGACACCAGACUCUCAAUCUGCCCAACUGUAUUUGGAGAAAGGCACAUGCCUGAGCAACUGGCUUCAGUGACUAGUAUCACUGCUUCUGAUCUCUCUCUGGGUCACGUAACCAGAGCAUUGUGCCAUGGGAUCAUUCAGAAUCUGCAUUCCAUGUUGCCAUUUCAACACCUGAAAGAGGCAGGAGUGAAGAGAAUUCUGGGAAGUGGAAGUGCCCUUUCCAGGAAUGAGGUGCUGAAGCAAGAAGUGGAGAAAAUUUUUCCAUUCCCUGUGAUCUAUGGAAAGGAUGUGGAUGCAGCCAUGGGUGCUGCUAUGGUGAUGCUGCACAGAAGAUAAACCCAUAGUUCAGGAUUGUCUGAUAUAAAGUUUUUUUUUUUCUGGACAUAUCAACACUUUGUUUCUGUUUCCUCAUCAUUCCUGAUGUUGCUUUUAAUCUAUCAUCCCACUCAGUAUGGAGAAGAACAGCUUGCAUUAAUGUCCCUCUCUAAUUCCAAAUGUACUCAGGGUCCUGCAUGUCCUUACAUUGUCAUUCCUAAUUGUGCAUCAAGAACUAAUUAUCACAUGAAAUUUGGCUGCGUGAAGAGAAAAGCUCCAUUAAAUUUGGGUUGAAGAUAAUACUUCAUCACAGGCUCCUUUUCCUGUUAGGAAAGAAGCCUAGGAUGGCUAAGAAGAGCGAGUGUCUGUUGGUAAUGGCAUCUGUAGCCUUUGUUACAGAUGUUUUGUGAUUAAACUAUCUCUUUCCAUAUAUAUGUGCAACACAAUGGGGCCUAAAGGUGCUACUGUAAUACAAAUAAAAUAAUAAUU
Messenger RNA from Mauremys reevesii (Reeves's turtle), 2312 nucleotides. It is a transcript of the gene SHPK, whose product is annotated as sedoheptulokinase. NCBI's taxonomy places the organism in Eukaryota, Metazoa, Chordata, Testudines, Geoemydidae. Gene Ontology annotation, cellular component: cytosol. The transcript is spliced from 7 exons. Bases 399 to 1844 code for a protein of 481 amino acids. Gene Ontology annotation, molecular function: sedoheptulokinase activity. Gene Ontology annotation, biological process: cellular response to lipopolysaccharide; carbohydrate metabolic process. The record is from RefSeq and is a predicted model, not a curated record.